GGGGCAUGGGGGCUGCAGGGGAGCCCUGGGGGCUGCAGGGGAGCCGUGGGGCAGAGCCCCCCCUCGCCCGCCCCCUCUGACGCCCGUCCCCGCAGGAGCGUCGCCGCCGGGGCAGCGCCAUGGAGGCCUCGUGCGGCGGCGGCGGGGGGGGGGGGGCUGCUGCACGUGGACUUCCCCGAGAUCACCAGCGCCCUCCUGGCCAACCUGAACCAGCAGCGGGUGGAGGGGAAGCUCUGCGACAUCUCCAUCCACGUCCAGGGCCGCGUGUUCCGCGCGCACCGCGCCGUGCUGGCCGCCUCCUCGCCCUACUUCCACGACCAGGUGCUGCUGAAGAACGUCACCUCCAUCGUCCUGCCCAGCGUCAUGGACCCCGCCGCCUUCGAGACCGUGCUGGGCUCGGCCUACACCGGCCGCCUCUCCAUGGCCCCCGGGGACAUCGUCAACUUCCUGACGGUGGGCAGCGUCCUGCAGAUGUGGCACAUCGUGGACAAGUGCACCGAGCUCCUCAAGGAAGGCCGCGCCGCGCCCUCCUCCUCCUCCUCCUCCUCCUCCUCCUCCUCCUCCUCCUCGUCCUCCUCGUCCUCGCUGCGCGCCCACUCCAGCCGCACCAGCGACAACCAGUCCCCCAGCAGCUCCAACUACUUCAGCCCCCGCGAGGCCGCCGACGAGCCCCACAAGUGCCCCCCGGCUCGCGGCGGGGGCGGCCCGGCGGGGAAGGGCGGCGGCGGCGGCGAGCUGCUGGAGGCCGAGGAAGAGGACGGCGAGGCCGCGCGCCGCCCCCUCUACGUGCAGCCCAGCAUCGUGCCCCAGAAGCAGUGGGUCUACGUCAAGCAGGAGUGGCUGCAGGAGGACCUGGUCCUCACCUGCGAGGAGGACGAGGACCCGGUGGAGGGCCCGGCGCGGGCCGAGGGACCCUCGCGGCCUCCCCCCCCCCCUCCUCCUCCUCCUCCUCCUCCUUCCUCCGCCAAGCUGGAGGAGCAGGUGAACUUCUGCGAGUCCUCCGAGGAUUUCCCCUCGCCCUACGAGGCGCUGGAGGAGGCCGGGGGCCCGGCGGGCUUCGCCCCGCGCUCGCUGCUCCCCAUGGACAUGCAGGGCAACCAGAUCCUGGUGUUCCCGGCCCAGGCGCCGGCCGAGCACGGCGCCGUGCAGCUGGCGGCGGCGGCGGCCGACGGCAACAAGAUCUUCAUGUGCCACUGCGGGAAGGCCUUCUCGCACAAGAGCAUGCGGGACCGCCACGUCAACAUGCACCUCAACCUGCGGCCCUUCGACUGCCCCGUCUGCGGCAAGAAGUUCAAGAUGAAGCACCACCUCACCGAGCACAUGAAGACCCACACCGGCCUCAAGCCCUACCAGUGCGCCGUCUGCGCCAAGAAGUUCAUGUGGCGCGACAGCUUCAUGCGGCACAAGGGGCACUGCGAGCGCCGGCACCGCCUGGCCUCGGGGGCUCUGCCUCCCCCCGGCGCCGCCGCCACCCGCAAGGAGCUCGGGGGGGGACCCGAGGGGGACUGGGGGGCGCUGCGGGAGGCGCCGGCCCCGGGGUCUCCCCGCGGGGAGCUGGCGUUCGCCGGGGGGAAGGCGUGA
This is a messenger RNA of Oxyura jamaicensis (ruddy duck), 1581 nucleotides long. It is a transcript of the gene ZBTB22, whose product is annotated as zinc finger and BTB domain containing 22. The transcript has 2 exons. The record is from RefSeq and is a predicted model, not a curated record. Gene Ontology annotation, biological process: regulation of transcription by RNA polymerase II. NCBI's taxonomy places the organism in Eukaryota, Metazoa, Chordata, Aves, Anseriformes, Anatidae. The annotation marks the transcript as partial. Gene Ontology annotation, molecular function: protein binding; RNA polymerase II cis-regulatory region sequence-specific DNA binding; DNA-binding transcription factor activity, RNA polymerase II-specific.